Messenger RNA from Aricia agestis (brown argus), 4799 nucleotides. RefSeq names its product unextended protein-like. The transcript has 14 exons. Gene Ontology annotation, biological process: magnesium ion homeostasis; transport. The record is from RefSeq and is a predicted model, not a curated record. Gene Ontology annotation, molecular function: transmembrane transporter activity. NCBI's taxonomy places the organism in Eukaryota, Metazoa, Arthropoda, Insecta, Lepidoptera, Lycaenidae. Gene Ontology annotation, cellular component: plasma membrane. Bases 83 to 2938 code for a protein of 951 amino acids.
UCCGGAGUCCGGCACUUCGGCACUCGCAGUCGGCACUCAUUCGACCUCGGGACGCGGUCAGUCGCGGACGUCGACACCAGACAUGGCAUCGGUGUGUGUGUUACGGACUAGUGGUGUAUUUUUAUUAUUAUUCCUGUUGAACAAUGCCUUAUCCUCCGCGCCAUGGAUAUUAUCUGUUAACGUUAAGCAUGUUUCGUGCGAUAAGGAGAAAUGUGAAUAUUUAUUGAAUGUGUUUGGAAAUAUUAAAUCAUGGUCGUUAACCCCCGAAGCGGGCGAGCGAGGUGGCGUGUGUUUGACUAAGUUUUACAAAAAUACUGCUAAUUCUGAUGUAAAAUUUGUGACGAGGAACGAUGGGAAGAAGUUAUAUUUCUGUUCUGAAAGUGAAAACGGUGAAUGGUUCCAUCAAGGAGACGGUUUAUAUUUGGUUGGGGAUGACGUCAUCACAACUUUGCGGGACUCCGAAAACGAGAUAGAUGAUACAGAAGAUAGGUUAGAAGACUUCGGUGAUGACUUAGAUUUAGCGAAUUAUUUCAAAGACUUGAAAGUGAAUAGAGAUGGGGAGAGCACGGAUGAGGAAGUUGUCGAGACGUUCGCGGAACCAAACCUGAAGUCGAGAGUUAGGCGUCAAGCUGAAAGUGUACCAGAAACUACUCCUCCAUCGGACAACACAACAGUUGAAGAACCUAACGCAGAGGAAGCUAAUGCUCCUAACAACGCGGAGAAUCCUGCAGCAGCUAACGCAGUCAUCAUAGCAUCGGGACCGGUGACCCUCAUGGGGUUGAGAAUUGAGGAGUCAGAUAAGGAACCCAAAAUUGUGGACGAGAUGGUACCGAGUGUGCUCAGUAACACGAACUUCAACCUGAGGCUGUUCGGGUCAGGGUUCGGUGACAACACAGUGAUUGCGUUUACGCACGUUCCGGAAAAGUACGGAUCGAAGUGUCACUUCCUAAUAAGCGGAGAAUAUAAGGUCACAAAGGCGGAGAAGGAUUCAGCCCUGUUUAUAUUGAAGGCUCCACCUCCAACAGACGAUUACAAAUUCUACAUCUGCACGAAGAACUCGGCAGACGAGGAGUUCAGCCACCAGGGCAACGAGCCGUGGAAGGUCCUCGCGACCCACAACAAGCUGCUUCCCUUGUGGGCUUCCUUGAUACUCAUCGUCAUAUUGCUGAUGUUGGCUUCACUCUUCUCGGGCUUGAAUCUCGGUCUGAUGGCUUUAGAUAGGACUGAACUACGAAUCAUCGCCAACACCGGUACCGAGAAGGAGAGAAAGUACGCCCGAGCCAUCAUGCCGGUUCGAGCUCACGGAAACUACCUUUUAUGUACAAUUUUGCUGAGUAACGUCGCAGUCAACAGUACCUUCACUGUGAUUUUGGACGAUCUAACGUCUGGUCUGUUUGCUGUUAUCGGAUCUACCCUGGCGAUCGUGUUCAUAGCCGAGAUCACUCCUCAGGCGAUUUGCGCAAGACACGGACUGUUUAUUGGUGCUAAGAGUAUUUGGAUAAUGAAGAUAGUGAUGGGUAUCUGUGGUCCGCUGGCGUGGCCAACAAGUAAACUGUUAGAUUACUUCCUGGGUGAAGAAAUCGGAACACAUUACAACAGGGAGAGGCUAAAGGAGCUUGUUAAGGUAACGAAUCACGUGAAUGACCUUGACAAGGAAGAGGUGAACAUAAUUUCCGGAGCCCUGGACCUCCGCAAGAAGACCGUGAAGGACGUCAUGACCAAGCUCAAAGACUGCUUCAUGCUGCCCAUCAACAGUGUACUGGACUUCGAGACUAUGUCCGAAAUUGUUAAAUCAGGUUACUCCCGUAUCCCCGUAUACGACACGGAGCGGACCAACAUCGUGACGGUGCUGUUCAUCAAGGACCUGGCGUUCGUGGACCCCGACGACAACACGCCGCUGCGCACGCUCUGCCAGUACUACCAGAACCCCUGCAACUUCGUCUUCGAGGACGUCACUCUUGACGUCAUGCUCAAGCAGUUCAAGGAAGGUUACAAGGGUCACAUGGCGUUCGUGCAGAGGAUCGAGGAGGGAGACGGCGACCCGGUGUACGAGACCGUGGGGCUGGUGACGCUGGAGGACGUCAUCGAGGAGAUGAUCCAGGCGGAGAUCGUGGACGAGAGUGACGUCAUCAGUGACAACCGCACCAAGAAGCGCCUGCCGCGGCCGGUGAACAGGCUGCAAGACCUGGCGGCGUUCGCGGGCCACCACCAGCACCAGCGAGUCCACGUGUCCCCGCAGCUCGUGCUCGCCACCUUCCAAUUCCUCAAUACCACCGUGGAGCCGUUCCGUCCGGACUUGAUCUCGGAGACGGUGCUGCGUCGUCUGCUGAAGCAGGACGUGUUCCAGCACAUCAAGCUGCGGGGAGACGAGGACAAGAACGAUCCCAAACGCUACGUCUUCCAGGAGGGCAAGCCGGUGGACUACUUCGUGCUGAUCCUGGAGGGUCGCGUGGAGGUGACGGUUGGUCGGGAGAACCUAGUCUACGAGGGUGGACCCUUCACGUACUUCGGAGUACAGGCGCUCACGCAGAACGUGGGACUGGCGGACACUCCCGCGCCGUCGACGCUGGGCUCGCUGCAGAACCUAAACAUGGACUCCAUGCUGCGUCACUCCUUCGUCCCCGACUACUCCGUCAAGGCCAUCGCUGAAGUCUACUACCUCACCAUCAAGAGAUCGUUGUAUCUGGCGGCGAAGCGCGCGACGCUGAUGGAGAAGGGGGCCCUCAACAGAGGCGGAACUAACGAGCAGAUCGAGCCCGAAGUCGACAAGUUGUUGCUUGAGGGUGAUCAUGUGGAAGACCUUCCGGAAAUAAAGGAGAACGACAAAACACCAAACAAACAAAAACAGUUCGUGCCAUCGUCUGCGAGUCUGUUGACAAACUCGUCGUUCAAGUCGCACGACAAGGACCGCUCUGAAGAGGAGAAGCUGCUGAAAUAACACUAAAUACACUACUGAACUCUAUCAAGAAUUCAGUAGACACAUCACACAACAAUAGAAUAAGUAGGUUCUACUAAAUUCGUAGAAAUAAUUGCGAGUUUCCGGUCAAUCGGUAGAAAUAUUUAAAUUAAACUUUUCACUUGGAUGCAGUGUAACCAGUUUUUCUACCGAUUUAGUAGAUUUAUGUUUUCUGCAGGCAACACCUAAUAUAUGACAAUUUUUGCGGUGAAAUGCUUAAAACUAAAUAAGGUAGAUGUAAGAAUCACUGUUUUUAUUUUAGCGUUAUGAAAAUGUCUUCUAUUACAGUGUAUCAGAAAUUGUAUCAGAACUAAUAGAAGGUGUUUUUAUAUGUAACGUGAUAUUGUAUCAAUUUACUUAUGCUUUUUAUGGAAGUUAUAUGGCAGUUAUAUAAUUUGACUAGCAUAUUAGGUGACAUUUUGUGCAUCGUAAGACUUGGUAAAAAUUAAAGGUUGAAGAAGCUCAACCCAAUCCAAAAAGCAUAGGUGAAGCGAUUCAGUAGUUUAGUUAUUUUGUAUUUAAAAUGGCAUUUUAAAUGUAGGUUUAAUGAAAAGUUGAUGAAUUCAUAAAUUUAAAUCCUUUAUAACUAAAAUGUUACCAAAAAUGAGUAUACAUAGUUUUUUAAAAGUGUGAUUAACUUUUUUCUUUGUUGAUAUAAUUUUAGUGUGAUUCUCGGCACAAAAUAUGAGUAUGGCAAUGUAUGUUAUUAAUUCAAGCCCCAUACGCUCACCGGUGAACGAGACACAAUAGAAUAUCUAUUGUGUCUCGUUUUCCCACGAUCGACAGGUUAAAAUAUCCAAAUGUAUGUCUUAGCAGUGGACGGCUUAGUUCCUGUACUUCAUAUCAUCAUCAUCAUCAUCUUAAGAGUUAAUGUGAAACCCCCUAUUUAACUAAAAAUAUUUACUCCACGCUUACAAUCCAUGUUGCUAUCUUUGUUUCUCUAUUGACUUUUCCAACGUAUUAGAGAAAGAUAGCAGCAUUUUUAAGGGGGGACAAAGUUUUCUGGAUGUUAUGUCUAUUAUCAAACACAAUACAUUUAUGUACUGUACUGCCACUAUUGUUAAAUACUUUUAAAGUUUUAGAACAAGUUUUAAAGCAUAUUAUUUACACAAAACGUAAUGUUUAAAGUAUGAAAUAAUAUUUAGAUGAACGCAAAAGUAUUCACUAACUAAAUGUUAUUGCUUGUAAAAAAACCUUAGAAAAAGUACUUAUGUCAACUGUACUUAUGUCAGAAAUGACAUCACUGUGUUGCCAGGUUUACAUUUUUUCCUACAAAAUUGUACCAAAUGCAGUUUUUUAAUACCUACAAUUUAUAACAGAUUAUUCCCUCGAUGCCUUAAACGUUUAAGCUUGACAUUUACUUAUGAGAAUAUAUUAUUAUCAUAGUUUUUAUAACCGUUUAGAAUUUAUGAAUUGUAAGUGCUUAUUUUAACGUUUUCAUUAUUUUGCGUGUAGUAUACCGUGAUUCAUAUUUUUAUAGAUCGUAUAUAAAAACGCUGUAAGCGUUAUAUUAUCAUAGGGACAAAAAUAUUGAAAAAUAUAUUUUUAUUUACACCAAGCUCCUUUAAAAGUAUUUUAAAAAGGAAAGAACGUAACGCCUAUUCAUAACACAGGCAAAUAAAUUUUUGGACCGUAAAAUGGCUCUAGUAUGGUUGAAACCAUUUAUAAUAUUUUUUGUUUUGAUAUUUUCAAAAAUGUAUAAUGUAUAUCAAUAUUUAAGAUCCUGUGCCUUACCCGCCCGUGCCUUAUCCCUCACAAAGGUUUGGACUGGACAAAUUGUUUUUUAUUGAAUUUUAUCAAAGUUUUAGUAUCUUACGAAAUAAAUUUACUUAUAAUGAAAAUG